This is a messenger RNA of Penicillium robsamsonii, 426 nucleotides long. Its product is annotated as Amino acid/polyamine transporter I. NCBI's taxonomy places the organism in Eukaryota, Fungi, Ascomycota, Eurotiomycetes, Eurotiales, Aspergillaceae. Bases 1 to 426 code for a protein of 141 amino acids. The record is from RefSeq and is a predicted model, not a curated record. The transcript is spliced from 2 exons.
AUGGCGACCAAGAUGGCAUUUGAUAGCCCGACGGACGAGGAUGUCGCUCUCGAGAAUAUGGGGUACGAGCACGAUUUCAAACAAUCGUUCAGUUUGUUGGCCCUCGAUGUUUGGUGGAUACUUGCUAUGAGUUUGCUGGGACUUGUCGCCGUGGGUGCUGUCAACAAUUCCUUAGGAUCGAAUUAUAUCCUAGGCCAAGUCAGCCUAGUCUUCCCAGACUUCGUUAUCGAACGGUGGCACGUGGUCCUAGUUGCCUGGGCCGUAGGGCUAUUUUCCCUUGCUAUCAAUGUUAGUCGCACCGCACACUCUACAUCGUUUGUCCCGCUUUAUCUUUGCGUGGAACAUCGUCUCGUUUAUCCUCGUGAUCACCACACUCUUAGGAACUGGACUACUCUUCCUCCUAACACUGUGCUUCUGUAUAGGUGA